Molecule: messenger RNA, 2875 nt
Organism: Rhopalosiphum maidis (corn leaf aphid)
Lineage: Eukaryota; Metazoa; Arthropoda; Insecta; Hemiptera; Aphididae
Product: GATA zinc finger domain-containing protein 14-like
Exons: 2
Coding region: 31-1986 (651 amino acids)
Source: RefSeq, a predicted model, not a curated record
UUAAAGCAGUUUAACAAUUACAAAAUAAAAAUGAAUUUCUACCAGAAUUGCAUCGUGUUCUUAAUAACUCACAAGUAUAUUUUAUGGAUUUUGAUAUUACAAAAAACACUAUACAGAUCUGCAGUUACUUCAAAUCAUUUUGACUACAGAUUAUCAAAAAGAAGUGUUUUACCAUUUGUUUAUUAUAAUGGUACACCUAAAACUAAAGAAGAAAUUGAAAAGAAGGACACUAUGGACACGUAUAAUUUAGCUUUAGCAAAUAAAAUAGACCCUAAUGAUAUUAAUAAAUAUGAUUAUAUCAAUAAUAAUAGCAAUCUACACAGCAUGGAGAUUCCAUUUUAUUGGGUGAUUGACGUCGAUGGCCGAAAGCGUAAAAAGAAAUAUUCUAAGAAACAUGAAAAAGAAAAAACUCAUCAUGCUCACUCAAGAAAAUCUAGAGAUGUAACUCAUGAAAAAUUACAUCAUAAAUCACAUGAAUCAAGUAAAAAUGUAAUGGAUAAAAAAUUAGAUAAGUUAAAGAAGAAGUCAAAUGAAUUGGAUAAAAAAGUGAGUAAAAUAACUGGAUCUUGUUUAGAUGAGUCAAACUAUUCUGAUAAAUAUACACAAAAUGUAGCAAAAAGUUAUUCAAGUAAAAAUUUAAUUGAUAAAUCAAAAAAUAAAUCAAAACUAAAAAAAUAUGAUAAUAUCGAUAAAGUUCGUGAUAAUUUAAAGAAUGAACAUCAACAACAUAGUUCAAGAAGUAAUACAAUUGAUAAAAAACUAAGUAAUAAAUUAAAAGAUGCUCAAAAAAACCAAUCAGACAUGCAUUCUAAUGGUUUUAAUAAUAAUAAUCGCAAAAAAAGACCUAAUAAUAAAUUAAAAGUAGAAUCAAACAGUGAAUUUGAUGAAGACUUAAGUGAUUCAGCAAAUAUUGAGCACAGUGAUGCAACACAAAAAACCAGCGGUCAUGUUAGAAAAAAAUCAAUUGAUAAAUUAAAAAAAAAGUCUAAUUCUGAAUUAGAUAAACAUCGUAGUGACUUAGAAGAUAGUCAUCUGAAACAAAAAUCAAAUAAUAAAGUGGGUAAAAGAUCAAGUAAUAAAUUAAAAGAACAAUCAAAUGAUGGUGAAUCAGAUGAUGAAUUAAAUGAUUUAAUAACCAAUGAGGAUAGCGAUGAUUCCAAUGAACAUGAUAAUAGCUUAAUAAAUAAACAUCCGCAUCAAAAAUCAAAUAGGAAAGUAAAUAAUAAACUAAAAAAAGUAUCUAGCGAUGAAUCAGAUGAUUCAAUAAAUAAUGAAAAUAAUGAUAUAUCUAAAAAAGGUGCUAAAAAUUUAGAGAAUAACUAUAAAAAAAAGAAAUCGGAUAAUAAAGAAGGUAAAAUGUCAGGCAAUAAAUUAAAAAAGGAACCGAGUGAUGGAUCAGAUGAGCGAUCAAAUGAUUCAAUUGAAAAUGAAUACAGCGGUGUAUCUAGCAAACAUAAUACAAAUGUAAAAGAUAACCAUAAAAAACAGAAAUCAAAUAAAAAAGUGGAUACAAGUUCAAAUAAUAAAUUUAAAAAAAAAUUAAGUGGCAAAUCGGAUAAAGAACUAAAUAAUUCUAUAAAUAAUAAACACAGUGAUGAAUCUAGUAAGAAUGCUAAUAGUUUAAAAAAAAAACAUCACCGCAAAAAAGAAAACAGUAAAAUAAGUAAUAAUAAAUUAAAAGAAGAAUCAAGUAGUGAAUCAGAUGAGAAAUUAAAUGAUUCAAUAAAUAAUGAAAAUAAUAAUGUAUCUAACAAACGUUCUAAAAAUUUAGAGAAUAGCUAUAAAAAGAAGAAAUCGAAUAACAAAGUGGAUAAAAAGUCAAAAAAUAAAUUUAAAAAAGAACCUAGUGAUGAAUUAGACGAGCAAUUAAACGAUUCAGUUGAAAAUGAAUGCAGCAAUGAAUCUAACGAAUUUACAAAUAAUUUAAAAAGUAGAAAACAACACAAAAGUAUUAUACUUAAAUUUGUUGGUCGGCGCUAUGUAUAAGCAAUUUUGCUACAUGAGUAUGUAGUGAAGUAGCUCGCACUAUUAUUCUCAAUAAUUUGAAUUCAUUGAUGAGUUGUUAUUUAUUAUUAGAAACGUCAUUUCGACGUUGAACGAAUUAUAAUUAAAGUUAAUUACUUCAUUAAUUCAUUAUAUAAACGUUUUUUUAUUGUUUUUAUCGGGUAUGCUUUUGGGUUAUGGUGGAGCAUGGGCGGAUAGGCUAUUUUUGGCCUACCGGGAAAUUUUAAAAAUGGGCCUUCAUAUAAAAAAAAAAAGUCUGAAAACGGCCCCAUUACCGAAAUACGAAGGGGGCCCACCGGGAAAUGCCUGGUUUCCCGGUAGACCUAUCCACCCAUGGUACCAGUAUAUAUGUUUGUCACCUCAUCCAAAAAUACUAUUACUAUAAAAUCAUAACGCAUACGAGUCCACGUUAAGUGAGACAUUUUAUGUCUUUACUUUCCUACCUAUACGUCAUAUGACGUAUAGGUAGGAACGUAUGACGUAUAACGUAUAGUCUAUAACAUAGAGUGAAAUAAAGACACGACUGUUGCUGUUAUAAAAUUAUUUUAAUUUAUAUGUUAACAAGUUACGUUAUUAGGAGACGUAACGCUAAGAAGUGGUCGGUAGUGUAUAAAGUAGGAUAUAUAAGCAAGCGUUUGUGCAUUGGAUACGUUUCUUGUGAAGACACCGUCAACACACGUCAUAUUUCAAAUAUACAUAUAUACAUAUAUACCUAACCUUGGGUCUCCAUGGCAAGCAACCGUGGUAUUCAUGGUAAUUACGUAACGCUUUUCGUGGACACUUUUUCGUGAUGAUUUUUUAUUUUAAUUUGCCAAAGCAAAGGCAUAAAAUGUCAAAAUCAAAUAGUAAAGUAAGUAAUACAUUGAAUGAA